Molecule: messenger RNA, 10158 nt
Organism: Erinaceus europaeus (western European hedgehog)
Lineage: Eukaryota; Metazoa; Chordata; Mammalia; Eulipotyphla; Erinaceidae
Gene: GFPT1
Product: glutamine--fructose-6-phosphate transaminase 1
Exons: 19
Coding region: 219-2264 (681 amino acids)
Biological process (GO): carbohydrate derivative biosynthetic process; protein N-linked glycosylation; fructose 6-phosphate metabolic process
Molecular function (GO): L-glutamine:D-fructose-6-phosphate transaminase (isomerizing) activity; carbohydrate derivative binding
Source: RefSeq, a predicted model, not a curated record
GCUGCGCGCCGAGGGGCGGGGCCGCUGGCAGUUGCUGGCGAGCCCGGGAGGCGGAGGAGACCAUCGUAGCCGCUGCUGUCGCAUCUCCGGAGGAUUCGUGCCUGCGGGUCCCCACUCCGCCAGCCUGCCAGCCAGCGGCCCGUCCCACCCGCAAGUGCUUGCGCUCCCGGCCUCGCCAGUGGUUCUCCACUCGCCUUGCAGACCGCGCCUUCUGCAUCAUGUGCGGUAUAUUUGCGUACUUGAACUACCAUGUUCCCCGUACAAGACGAGAAAUCUUGGAGACCCUAAUCAAAGGCCUUCAAAGACUGGAGUACAGAGGCUAUGAUUCUGCUGGUGUGGGAUUUGACGGAGGCAAUGACAAAGACUGGGAAGCCAAUGCCUGCAAAAUCCAGCUCAUUAAGAAGAAAGGAAAAGUUAAGGCACUGGAUGAAGAAGUUCACAAACAACAGGAUAUUGAUUUGGAUAUAGAAUUUGAUGUACAUCUUGGAAUAGCACAUACCCGUUGGGCAACACAUGGAGAACCAAAUGCUGUUAACAGCCAUCCCCAGCGCUCUGAUAAAAAUAAUGAAUUUAUUGUUAUUCACAAUGGAAUCAUCACAAACUAUAAAGACCUGAAAAAGUUUUUGGAAAGCAAAGGCUAUGACUUUGAAUCUGAAACAGACACUGAGACAAUUGCCAAGCUUGUCAAGUACAUGUAUGACAAUCGAGAAAGUCAAGAUACCAGUUUUACUACUUUGGUGGAGAGAGUUAUUCAGCAGUUGGAAGGUGCUUUUGCACUUGUUUUUAAAAGUGUUCAUUUUCCUGGUCAAGCUGUUGGCACAAGACGCGGUAGCCCUCUGUUGAUUGGUGUACGAAGUGAACAUAAACUCUCCACUGAUCACAUUCCAAUACUCUACAGAACAGGAAAAGACAAGAAAGGAAGCUGCAAUCUCUCGCGUGUGGACAGCACAACUUGCCUUUUCCCUGUUGAAGAGAAGGCAGUGGAAUAUUACUUUGCUUCUGAUGCAAGUGCUGUCAUAGAACACACCAAUCGCGUCAUCUUUCUUGAAGACGAUGAUGUAGCAGCAGCUGUGGAUGGCCGUCUUUCUAUUCAUCGCAUUAAACGCACUGCAGGAGAUCACCCUGGACGAGCUGUGCAGACCCUCCAGAUGGAACUCCAGCAGAUCAUGAAAGGUAACUUCAGUUCAUUUAUGCAGAAGGAAAUUUUUGAGCAGCCAGAAUCAGUUGUGAACACAAUGAGAGGAAGAGUCAACUUUGAUGACUAUACUGUGAAUUUGGGAGGUUUGAAGGAUCACAUUAAGGAGAUUCAGAGGUGUCGGCGUUUGAUUCUUAUUGCUUGUGGAACAAGUUAUCAUGCUGGUGUAGCAACACGUCAAGUUCUUGAAGAGCUAACUGAGUUGCCUGUUAUGGUGGAGCUAGCCAGUGACUUCCUGGAUAGAAACACACCAGUCUUUCGAGAUGACGUUUGCUUUUUCAUUAGUCAGUCAGGUGAGACAGCAGAUACUCUGAUGGCUCUUAGGUACUGUAAGGAGAGAGGAGCUUUAACUGUGGGCAUCACAAACACAGUUGGCAGUUCAAUAUCAAGGGAGACAGACUGUGGAGUUCACAUCAAUGCAGGACCUGAGAUUGGUGUGGCCAGUACAAAGGCUUAUACCAGCCAGUUUGUAUCCCUUGUGAUGUUUGCCCUCAUGAUGUGUGAUGACAGGAUCUCAAUGCAAGAGAGACGCAAAGAAAUCAUGCUUGGAUUGAAACGACUGCCCGAUUUGAUUAAGGAAGUACUGAGCAUGGAUGACGAAAUUCAGAAGCUAGCAACAGAACUUUAUCACCAGAAGUCUGUCUUGAUAAUGGGACGUGGUUAUCAUUAUGCUACUUGUCUUGAAGGAGCACUGAAAAUCAAAGAAAUCACCUACAUGCACUCUGAGGGCAUCCUUGCUGGUGAAUUAAAACAUGGCCCUCUGGCUUUGGUGGAUAAAUUAAUGCCUGUCAUAAUGAUCAUCAUGAGAGAUAAUACUUACGCCAAGUGUCAAAAUGCUUUUCAACAAGUGGUUGCUAGGCAGGGACGCCCAGUGGUAAUUUGUGACAAGGAAGAUACCGAGACCAUUAAGAAUACAAAAAGAACAAUCAAGGUGCCCCACUCAGUGGACUGCUUGCAGGGUAUUCUCAGUGUGAUCCCCUUACAGCUGCUGGCUUUCCACCUUGCUGUGCUGAGAGGCUAUGAUGUUGAUUUUCCCCGGAACCUUGCCAAAUCUGUAACUGUUGAAUAAGGAGUCAGAAACUCUGGAUGACUAAGCAACACAAGACACCUUUUUUAUUUAAAGUCUUGAUAUUAAAAUGUCACACUUUAACAUCUUUUUUUUUAUUUUAAAGGAAAUCCUUAUUUAUGUAUGAGUUAUAAUUAUUCUACUCAAUUUGUGCUUCUUGUGAAAUUACCUCAUAUUUUUCCAGUAAUUGGUGGGAGAGUUUGAAUAAUGGAAUCGAUAUUGAAAUCGGCAUCAGAAAGAGUUUUAGUUCUUCUUUUCUUUAAAGGAUGCUGGGUGUGUUGGAUCUGCGAUCCUCCUCAGUGUCAGUCUGAGAAGAUUUAUGUUUUUUUUUUUUUUUAAGAGUUGACGUUUGUUUUACUGUGAUAACUAUUCAUUCAGAUGAAAGAGUAACACAUUUGAUUGGAAUAUCUAAAACCAGCAGCAAUGUAUUAUGUCCAGUAAUACUUGGGCAGUGAAACCUUUGCUCAGUUGUAUAUAAAAAGAAGUCAUGAUUUAUUUUGAAAUUUGUGUUUUUCAGUCCAACUGUAAAACUAAAAACUGGACAUUUUUCUUGGUGGGGUUUAUAUCUAAGUAAGUUUAAUCUUAAUCUCUCAGAUUUACUGUCUAUUAACUGUACUUCAAGGCUAUAUAGUAAACUAAAUAGUAUAUAGAAGGGCAUUAUUUUCUCCAACCCUUAGAUGAACGUAUUUGCACAACUUCAUAGCACAAAUUUUAAAUUUGAGCUGCUUUGGGUAACUGACAAUAUAAUUUUAAAUUUGAUGAUAGAAUACAUGUGGGGUAUCCCGUUCCUUGUUUUUCAUGUUAAAAGAGUGAUUUCUGUUUCCUUGUACUUGUAGUUUUUUUUUUUUUAAUGACUGCUAAGUGACAUACUUUAUCUUGUUUUAGAAAAUUACCACUGAAUGGCUAUCAAAUGCCUUAAAUUAAAUUAAUACCAAUGCACAAUCAUCUUCAACUUCAUCCUAAUGAAAAUUUUCCUGCAGUCGGUUUUAAUAUUUCUUCAUUAUUUUGUUUCAUACAACGAGUACUUCCAUGCCAGUUAGGAAGCUUUCAUUCUUUAGAAGAUUUACAAGCUUUUUGACUAUUUUAACUCUAAAUUAAGCUUAGAAAAAAGACUUAAGCUUUAUAAUGAUCUUAGUGAAGAAUUAUAUCAAAUUUAGUAUUACUUUCCAGAUGUGUUUCUGUGUCCAAUGCCUGAAAUAUGUGGGAAUAGAGAAAUCACAAGUGAAUAAAGUCACAUUGAGUUGCCUUCAGCUGGUUAGUUUCAGAAACAGAAAUUUAGAGGAUGAUACUGCCUUGAGGCCCAAAACGUUGUGCAUACUAAAUAUGGGGCUUUUUUUUAAAAAAAACAAUCUUUAGGUUUAUACAACAGCUUGUUUAUGUUUUUUAUGUUCUUUAAAACAUUGUGAUGGUACACUAUUUAGCAACAUUAUUAUUUAAGUACGAUUGGUCUUUUAUUGUGCUUGAAUUUCUGUGAACUUGAUGAGACUUUUCUAGUAGUUAUUUCUGCCAGUGAAGUAUACAGUUUUAUUAAGGUUGGAGAAAGAAUAAACACAUUUUGAGGUAGUUUGGAAGAACUUGUUGGAGACUAGACGCUUGACCAUUAAAAAAAUAAUUAGUGUUACUAUUUACAUCAUAUAAACAUAGCUGCUGUAAGUCUACCUUUUAAAAACUAUUUCUAAGAUUAUUUUGUGUCUGCCUGCUAGUUGUAUUAUGCUUAUAGUGUUCUUUCUCAUUUGUUUCAUUAUUAUCUUAUGCACAUGAGUUAUGUGGGUUUGUAGCAUUUCUUAGUGGUCUCCAAUUUAAAUCAGUAUUCUAAGUGAAAAUUAAUAUGUGAAAUCGUUUUCACAGUCUUGCUUUUCUCUCUCUCUCUUUUUCCCUUCUGUCGAAAAACUCUCUCAAACAUAUUUUUCAAACAUAUCACUUUAAGCAAGAGUAAAUUCUAAAACAAAUAUCAGUAUUAAGAUUGAAGAUGUGGUACUUUCUCAAUACACAUGGUUUAUCCCUCUGACACUUCUUCUCUUUCCCAUUUAAUGUAGUGUUUUUUUUUAAAUGCUACUCAAAAUUAGUUAUGACCUAAAGAAAACAUUCUUUAAUGAAGCAAACCAGCAGUAAAUAUUCAUGCCCAGUUAAAACCAAUGCUACAUAGGAUAAGAACAUCUGAUUUUUCAGGAAAGAUAUUCAGCUAGAGGAAUCCUUUUUUUCUUGCAGUACAUUUGAGGUUUAAAUGCUUUCAUAUUUAAUAUAGUUCCUUAGCCUCACAUCUUGAACUUUUUUUUAGGCCAGUGGUCAUGUGUGGCAUCCAAUAUGUAGCCCAAUAAUGAUUGUAACUUUGGAGUUAGCUUCUCUUAUCUUAAAUCAGCUAUGCCACAGGAUUAAAUGAGAAGAGGAAAAUGACUAUUAAUUGUUUUUAGUUUGUUGUAACUAUCAACAAUCUUUUAUGAGCAAGUCACUGCUGGGAACUGGAAAAUAUAUUUUGUUCACUUGUCCUCAGAUGUACUCAUCAGUGAACACGAGGAUCAUUGGGAGGCACAGGGUAAGAAAAGUGCAAAAAUGAAACUGAAUUGGGUUGCUGAAUGUUGUGAGUAGCCUUGUUCACUUAAUAGUCCAUUCUUGGUGGUGUAGUGUGUUCAUAGGAAGUAACGUGUAUUUUGUACAGUAAGCGGUUUUCAUGGACUGUUCAUACAUGUGCAUAUUGUACUCUAAGGACUAGUAGGCAAGGGUUAGGCCAGUAAACAUUAGUACAACUCGAAGACAAUGAACACAGGGUGAUGUAGAUAUGGGGUGUUGGUUAAGGGAUUCAAUAUAGGUUUUCCUUUUUUGGCUUCUUAGAAAGUUCUUUCUGAGAUGAUACUGUCUUAGCUUUUUGAUUACUGUCUUUAUGGACCAAGUUAAUUAUAAGAAUGGGAGAAAAGGAACUUUUUAUAAUUUCUGUGGUACGAUUCCUUUGAAUUUCAGUAGCUGUAAAAGAAAACACCAUGAAUUCUUUGCUUUAACAUUUUAAGAAGACAUUUGGAAUCAAUUUUUAUCUUUAAAAAAUUAGGAUUUACUAUAGUAAUAUAAGGCUAAGACUAAUAUGAAUUGUUAUCUGCUACAACUUAAGUGACUUUUCUGAAAAGCACAAGGUCAUUUAAAAUGUUGAUUGAAAAAAUUAUUAGCGCACGUUGAAUUCUUGAAGGCCAAAGAUGUUAGAGGGAAUCAUAAAGGAACAUAUUAUAGUCUUAAAUCCAUAUAGUCAUUAGAUUUUGUGUACCAGAAUACUCGAUUUUGUUUAACCCAGAUUUUAGAUCACAUUACAUUGUUUUAACUCUGGAGUCUGAAGUUUUAACACUAAAAAGAGCUUCUCCCAUAAUAUUAGAAGCUUGUUAAUCUAUCAAUACGUCCUUAGUUUGACAAUUUCAACUAGAUCUCUCAUUUAAUAUCUAAUAGCAUUAGCUUCAAACCAGCAGUAUCCAGAGUGAAAAUAAAAACCAUACUUAAUUAGCAAGACUAUAAAAGUAUGCCAUGUUAACGUGUAAGUCUUUACCAGAUUACAGAAUAGAUCAUAAAUAAUAGAAUGUCCUAGGAAAUUCUCAAAUUGCCUUUCUUACUGUACUAGCUAACAAAUGACUACGGUCUGUGCUUGCAUUUUUAUGUGAAAAUUUGGUAUUUGUUUAAAUUAUACCUCUUGUGAACUGGACAGUUUGGCGUCAUCCUUGCUUUGCUUCACUUUUGUGGUCUUUAAAAUGAAUGUUUAGUUUGCUGAGCCAAUUGGUUACUUUUUUCCCUCAUAAUGUCUUGUAAGUCCAGUGAUUGUAUUCCUGAACUGUGAAUAAAUUACCAAAAACUUGCAGAGAAUCGAUUUCUGAAGUAACUUGCCAAUAUUUGAAGUGUGUAUAUGUUUCUAAUUGUGUUAAAGAUAGUGCUUACUAAGAAUGUAGACAAUGUUUAUUUUAGUUGUCAAUAAGCAUUUUGAUGCUAAAAUAUUAUUCACUACUGUUGUUUUUUAAAAAAAUUAUUUCAUAAAUAUAACCAAAAGCUGCCUAUCUUCAAUCUCCCAGUUACUUUGAAUGGGUCAUUAGAUAAAACAAAAGCUUUAAUCUUUAUAAUGCCAUCUUCCACAGAUAAUAAACUUUCUCAAGUCUUUAAACUAUUUUUUGUCAAAAAUUGAAUGUUUCUUAACAAAUUUCCCAGGUAUACAGUGAUUGAUUUUUAACCUGUAACAGUUGCCAAAGGACAUUACAAAUUUUUAUUAGUGACUUAAUAAUGAUAACAAGAUUGUAAAAUAACAGGGGUACAGUUCCAUACAGUUCCCACCAUCAGAGUCCUGUGUCCCAUCCCCUCCACUUCUCUAUUCUUUUUUUUUUUUCCUCCAGGGUUAUUGCUGGAACUUGGUGGAUUCACUAGAAUCCACUGCUCCUGGAGGCCAUUUUUCCCUUUUGUUGCCCUUGUUUAUCGUUGUUGUUACUGUUGUUGUUAUUGCUGUCAUGUUGUUGGUUAGGACAGAGAGAAAUCGAGAGAGGAAGGGAGGACAGAGAGGGAGAGAGAAAGAUAGACACCUGCUGGGGGCUCGAACCGGGAUCCUUACUCCAGUCCUUGCGCUUUGCACCAUGUGCGCUUAACCUGCUGCGCUACUGCCCAACCCCCUGCUUCUUUAUUCUUUACCUCUCUGAGAGAGUAUGGAUCAUUUUUUUUUUCCUCCAGGGUUAUUGCUGAGGCUCAAUGCCUGCACUAUGAAUCCACUGCUCCUAGUGGCCAUUUACUCCCAUUUUAUUGGAUGGGACAAAGAAAUUGAGAGAGGCGGGGGAGACAGAGAAAGAGACACCUGCAAACUUGUUUCACCACUUGUGAAGCGCCCUCCACCCCCCCUACAGGUGUGGAGCUGGGGGCUCAAACCCAGGUCCUUGUGACACUGCCCAGACCCCUGGACCUAUUUAUGGGGUGCAGAAGGUAGAAGGUCUGACUUCUGUAAUUGUUUCUCCACUAGACAUGGGCAUUGGCAGGUCGAUCCAUAGCCCCAGCAUGUUUCUAUCUUUUCCCUAGUGAGGUAGAGAGAGGUGAGACUUUGGGGCACAUUGGUGAGGUUGUCUGCCCAGGGAAGUCAGAGUGGUAUCUAGUAGCAUCUGCAGCUUGGUGGCAAGGAAGGAUAUUUAAGGUGGGUGAUUGCAAGACAAGUAUUUCUUUUUUUUUUUUUUUCCUCCAGGGUUAUUGCUGGGUUCGGUGCCUGCACCAUGAAUCCACCGCUCCUGGAGGCCAUUUUUUUCCCCUUUUGUUGCCCUUUUUGUUGUAGCCUCAUUGUGGUUACUAUUAUUGCCAUUGUUGAUGUUGUUCGUUGUUGGAUAGGACAGAGAGAAAUGGAGAGAGGAGGGGAAGAGGGGGAAAGAAAGAUAAGACAUCUGCAGACCUGCUUCACAACCUGUGAAGUGACUCCCCUGCAGGUGGGGGACCGGGGGAUUGAACCGGGUUCCUUAUGCCGGUCCUUGCACUUUGCGCCAUGUGCGCUUAACCCACUGUGCCACCGCCUGACCCCCAAGACAAGUAUUUCAUACCUAAAGUUUCUGUAGUAUCUGGUAAUCUAUUACGGUACAAAUAUUCCUUUGACAGAAUCCUCUUAUAAAGCAAGUUAGUGUCUAUCUCUAGUGCUUACAGUAUUUGCUAUGCAGGAGAUAGCAAUGCCAGGUUGAUUCAGAUGAACAGAUGUGCUGUUUCAUUUACUCACAGUCUCUUCCACCUCCCCCUGUGAAAACUGGAGCUCCAGACCCAAAUGGGCACUUCCCCCCCCCCAACUGGUCACAUUUUUUUUGACAAAAUUCAGUUUUGUUCCUAGUGAACAGUUUUCUUUAAAUUCGCCCUGAAUGAUUAGCAAUAUUUACUGCUUAUUAAAGGUCAAGAAAUAAUUUAUUUAAAAAAAUAGAUCACUUUUCAUCACGUGUCAUUUAAGGGAAGAUUUUUAAAACAUGGUUGAAGAAGUAAAGGAUAAUCUUGUUAAUUUAAAAAGUUUUCACUCAUUUUAAAAAAUUAAGUAGGAGCUGGGGAGCUGGGUGAUAGUGCAGUGGGUUAAGCGCACAUGGCACAAAGCACAAGGGUCAGCAUAAGGAUCCUGGUUCGAGCCCCCAGCUCCCCACCUGCAGGGGGUUGCUUCUGGUGAGGCAGGUCUGCAGGUGUCUAUCUUUCUCUGCUCUCUGUUCCCCUCUUUUGAUUUCAACAACAAUAGCAACAACAAUGAUAACAAGGGCAACAAAAAGGGAAAAAAAUAGCCUCCAGGAGCAGUGGGUUCGUAGUACAGGCAGUGAGCCCCAGCGAUAACCCUGGAGGCAAAAUAAAUAAAAAUAAAAAAAUUAAGUAGGAGCUUUAUUACAACCAACAUCCUGGAUCUAUAAUCUUAUCUUUUUCAUAUUUCAAAAGAUUUUUGAAUAUGAAAUGUGUGUAUAAUUUAAGGCAUGGAAUGGAAUGAUCUCUGGAUAGGAUUAUAGCUGUUUCUGUUUAUCUUUUAUACACAAAAUUAAAUACUUAAAAUUUCUAUUUUAUUUUAAAAGGCUUUUUACUUAUUAGGGUGAAGUAAACUAGCAUGCUUUCAUAUGCAUUAAAUUUCUUUGGUAAAAUGGGUGAUUUUUUUACCCAAGUUUGACUUGGGGCUGGGCAGUAGCGUACCCGGUUAACCACAUAGUACCAUGCACAAGGCCCCAGGUUUGAGACCACACUCCCCACCUCAGGGAGUUCACAAGAGGUGAAGCAGGUCUGCAGGUGUCUUUCUUUCUCUUCCACCAUCUCCCUGUCCUCUCUCAAUUUCUCUCUUUCCUAUUUAAUAGAAAAAAAAAAGGCCACUGACAGCAGUGGGUUCGUAGUGCUGGCAAUGAAAAAGAAAAGGAAAGAAAGAUUCGGUUCUACAGGUAGCACAGUGGCUUAUAAGCGUGAGAUUCUGCAUUUGAUUUGUGGCAUCACAUAUGCCAGAGUGGUUCCCUCCUUUCCUCUCCCUCUCUUCUCCCUUUCUCUCCCAUCCUUUCUCUCAUGUAGAUAAAAUAGUAUUCAACAAUCCUAAAAUCAGAACCUCUAAAUAAGUUCUAUCACAGAGACUCACAGUUAUUGCUUACCUUGGGGUCCAUUAAAGAUUAAUUUUUGUCUCACUCAGUUUUGUACGUUUUGAAAUGAAGAUAGAUGUGGGUUUUUAGAAGAAAAUGUUGUGGGGCUGGGUAGUGGCGCACCUGGUUAAGUGCACACACUACAGUGCACAAGGACCCGGGUUCAAGUCCUUGGUCUCCACUUGUAGAAGUAAAACUCCACAAGUGGUGAAGUAGGGCUGCAGCUGUCUAUCUCUAUUUCCCCUCCCCUCUCAAUUUCUCUUGUCUCUAUCCAAUAGUAAAUAAACACAAUAAGAAAAAGUUGCUAGCAUCCCAGAACAUACGACGAGUAGGUACUGGGCUAGCAAGAGAGCUCACUUGCAUAGUGUUCUUGCUUUGUCAUGUGUUGACCUAGGUUUGAGCUCAUACCCAGUGUAGCAGGUGAUAUUAAUUUUACAUCAUCUUACAAUACCCAGGUGACAAGGGUCUGGAUGUAUCCAGAUCUUGUACUUCCUAGGAAAUGCCAAUGCAAUGCUAAAUCAGUCAUGACUGUUUUACCAUGGCGGGUUUUGUGUGAGAUGGACUCAGUAGGAAGCUUUGGCUUCAAGUGACGCCCUAAAUUGGAUAGAGAAUAUCUGAGACAAGGAGAGUUUCCAGUUUCUAGGCAAGUGAAAUGUGUUAAGUUCAGAUGUCUUUGUUAGACUUGAAUGAAUCUAGCCAGUGCAAUUUAUUGAGCCUCAUUUCCCUCCCUCCUGUUUACUUUGGAUGUGAAACUGCCUCUGAAAUGUUGAUAAACUUAUUUUGAAUUUUAUCUCUUGCUUUUGUAAUCUAGCCUUUGAAUAAAAUGCAUACACAAAUGUUCA